AUGCCUGCCUCCGCAAAUAUCCCGGCCAUUGCGCAAGCGCAUGUCAGCGAACGGGCCAAGAAGACACUCGACUUGGUCGAAGAGUUUGUCGAAAGAGAAUGUAUCCCCGCCGAUGCCACAUACCUAAAACAAAUCGGCGAAGGCCACGCGCAGCGAUGGAACGCGCACCCACCCAUCAUCGAAGAACUCAAGACCAAAGCCCAGAAGCUCGGGUUGUGGAAUAUGUUCUUGCCCAAGAACCAUUUCUCGGAGGGCGCUGGGUAUAGUAAUUUGGAGUAUGGGCUUAUGGCCGAGAUAUUGGGCAAGUCGAGGGUUGCUUCUGAGGCUACCAAUAAUGCUGCGCCAGAUACCGGUAAUAUGGAAGUUUUGGCCAAGUAUGGCAACGACGCCCAAAAGAAGGAGUGGUUGACCCCGUUGUUGGAGGGCAAAAUUCGCUCCGCUUUCUUGAUGACGGAGCCCAACGUGGCGUCGAGCGAUGCUACGAAUAUUCAGCUCAAUAUCCGUCGUGAGGGCAAUGAAUAUGUUCUUACCGGACAGAAAUGGUGGUCCUCCGGCGCAGGCGACCCCCGCUGCAAACUCUACCUUGUCAUGGGCAAAUCCGACCCUCAAAAUAAAGACCCCUACCGCCAACAAUCCGUCAUCAUCGUGCCCGCUGACACACCCGGCAUCACAAUUCACCGCAUGAUGCACGUCUUUGGCUACGACGACGCGCCCCACGGUCACGGCCACAUCAGUUUCAAGAACGUGCGCGUCCCCGCCUCCAACCUUGUCCUAGGUGAAGGACGCGGGUUUGAAAUCAUCCAGGGCCGUCUUGGUCCUGGGCGUAUCCACCACGCCAUGCGCGCCAUCGGCUCAGCCGAGAAGGCCCUCGAGUGGAUGAUCACUCGCAUCAACGACGAGCGCAAGACCACUUUCGGUAAACAGCUCAGUUCCCACGGCGUGAUUCUCGAAUGGCUCGCUCGCUCGCGUAUUGAGAUCGAUGCUGCGCGUCUCUUGGUGCUCAACGCAGCUAUUAAGAUCGACCAGGGCGAUGCUCGCUCUGCCCUGAAAGAAAUCGCAGAAGCGAAGGUUUUCGUACCGGCGGUUACGUUAACUGUUAUUGAUCGUGCGAUCCAGGCGUUUGGUGCUGCUGGUAUUUCGCAGGAUACGCCCUUGGCUUCUAUGUGGGCUAAUGCGCGCACGCUGAGGAUUGUCGAUGGUCCGGAUGAGGUGCAUCUGCAGCAGUUGGCGAGGAGGGAAAAUAAGACUAGAAAGGAUGAGCUGGCGGCCAAGUUGCGCUGGCAGGCUGAGAGGGCGGAUCAGUUGUUGCUUGCUAACGGAUUCGAGGCCAAGGCUAAGAUCUGA
Talaromyces amestolkiae is the source of this 1344-nucleotide messenger RNA. RefSeq lists its product as uncharacterized. The coding region runs from base 1 to 1344 and encodes 447 amino acids. Gene Ontology annotation, molecular function: oxidoreductase activity, acting on the CH-CH group of donors; flavin adenine dinucleotide binding. Lineage: Eukaryota; Fungi; Ascomycota; Eurotiomycetes; Eurotiales; Trichocomaceae. The transcript is spliced from 4 exons. The record is from RefSeq and is a predicted model, not a curated record.